Messenger RNA from Hansenula ciferrii, 459 nucleotides. It is a transcript of the gene MIC19, whose product is annotated as Mic19p. Lineage: Eukaryota; Fungi; Ascomycota; Saccharomycetes; Phaffomycetales; Wickerhamomycetaceae. The record is from RefSeq and is a predicted model, not a curated record. Bases 1 to 459 code for a protein of 152 amino acids. The transcript has a single exon.
AUGGGAGCUUCAGCAUCAAAACCAACAGAAACAAAAGUCUUCACUCCACAAACACCAGUUGAUUUUAGUCCUUCUUUAGUCUCACAAUUGGAAAAAUCUGUGGAGACUGAUUAUACACGUUCUCAAUAUACAGAAAAAUAUUUAGAAGAUAAAGUUAAUGAAAAAUUAGAUGUUUUAUUAAAAGAUUCUCAAUUAAAAUUUGAUGAAACUUUAAAAAAUUCUAUAUUAAAUAAAGAUCUUGAAAAAGAUUCAAAUUUAUCAACUUCUAAAAUUGAUGAAAAAAUUUCAAUUUUACAAAAAAAUUUAAAUAAUAAAGAAUCAAAAUUUAUUAAAUUAUCUGAUGAAUUAAUAAAAUCAAAAGAAUCUGUUUCUUCAUGUUUAAUUCAAAAUAAAGAAAAACCAUUAAAUUGUUGGGAUGAAGUUAAAAAUUUUGAAAAAUUAGUUAAUGAAUUAAAAUAA